This is a messenger RNA of Artibeus jamaicensis (Jamaican fruit-eating bat), 7118 nucleotides long. RefSeq names its product sortilin 1 (gene SORT1). Gene Ontology annotation, biological process: endocytosis; Golgi to endosome transport; vesicle organization. The coding region runs from base 60 to 2657 and encodes 865 amino acids. Gene Ontology annotation, molecular function: protein binding. The record is from RefSeq and is a predicted model, not a curated record. Gene Ontology annotation, cellular component: membrane; Golgi apparatus. The transcript is spliced from 21 exons. Lineage: Eukaryota; Metazoa; Chordata; Mammalia; Chiroptera; Phyllostomidae.
CCGGCGGGGGUGGGCGGGCGCCGGGCGGCAGGUGUCGGCGGCGUCGGCAUUCGGUGGCGAUGGAGCGUCCCAGAGCAGCUGUGUACUGUGUCUCGCGCUGGCCCCACGGCCUCGGCCUCCUCCUCCUCUUCGUUCUCCUGCUGCUGCCGCGGGCCGCGCUCUGCCAGGACUGGCUGGACGCACCGCCGCCGCCCGCUGCGCCGCUGUCGCGCUGGGCCGGCCCCAUCGGGGUGAGCUGGGGGCUGCGCGCAGCCGCGCCCGGGGGCCCUUUUCUCCGCGGCCGUUGGCGCCGUAGCGCGCCUGGCGAGGACGAAGACUGCGGCCGGAUACCGGACUUUGUCGCAAGGCUGGUCAACAACACGCACCAGCAUGUGUUUGAUGAUCUCAGUGGCUCAGUCUCCUUGUCUUGGGUUGGAGAUAGCACUGGGAUCAUUCUAGUCUUGACUACCUUCCACGUACCACUGGUAAUUAUGACUUUCGGACAGUCCAAGCUGUAUCGAAGUGAAGACUAUGGAAAGAACUUUAAGGAUAUCACAAAUCUCAUCAAUAACACCUUCAUUCGGACUGAAUUUGGCAUGGCUAUUGGUCCCGAGAACUCUGGAAAGGUGAUUUUAACAGCAGAGGUGUCUGGAGGAAGUCGCGGAGGAAGAAUCUUCAGAUCAUCAGACUUCGCGAAGAACUUUAUUCAGACCAAUCUCCCUUUUCAUCCUCUGACUCAGAUGAUGUAUAACCCUCAGAAUUCUGAUUAUCUUUUAGCCCUCAGCACUGAAAAUGGCCUGUGGGUGUCCAAGAAUUUUGGGGGAAAAUGGGAAGAAAUCCACAAAGCAGUAUGCUUGGCCAAAUGGGGAUCAGAAAACACCAUCUUCUUUACUACCUAUGUGAAUGGCUCCUGCAAAGCUGACCUUGGGGCGCUGGAAUUAUGGAGAACUUCAGACUUGGGGAAAAGCUUCAAAACCAUUGGUGUGAAAAUCUAUUCAUUUGGUCUUGGGGGACGUUUCCUUUUUGCCUCUGUGAUGGCUGAUAAGGAUACAACAAGAAGGAUUCACGUGUCAACUGAUCAAGGGGACACGUGGAGCAUGGCCCAGCUCCCCUCUGUGGGGCAGGAACAAUUCUACUCUAUUCUCGCAGCUAAUGAUGACAUGGUGUUCAUGCACGUAGAUGAACCUGGAGAUACUGGGUUUGGCACAAUCUUUACCUCAGACGAUCGAGGCGUUGUCUAUUCCAAGUCCUUGGACCGACAUCUCUACACCACCACAGGCGGCGAGACAGACUUCACCAAUGUGACCUCCCUCCGUGGGGUCUACAUAACAAGUGUACUCUCUGAAGAUAAUUCUAUCCAGACUAUGAUCACUUUUGACCAAGGAGGAAGGUGGAAGCACCUGAGGAAGCCUGAGAACAGUGAAUGUGAUGCCACAGCAAAAAAUAAGAACGAGUGCAGCCUUCAUAUUCACGCUUCCUACAGCAUCUCCCAGAAACUGAAUGUCCCGAUGGCCCCCCUCUCAGAGCCCAACGCUGUGGGCAUCGUCAUUGCCCAUGGUAGCGUGGGGGAUGCCAUUUCAGUGAUGGUUCCGGAUGUGUACAUCUCAGAUGACGGGGGUUACUCCUGGGCGAAGAUGCUGGAAGGACCCCACUACUACACCAUCCUGGACUCUGGAGGCAUCAUUGCGGCCAUUGAGCACAGCAGCCGUCCUAUCAAUGUGAUUAAGUUCUCCACAGACGAGGGGCAGUGCUGGCAGACCUACACAUUCACCAAGGAGCCCCUCUUCUUUACCGGCCUCGCGUCAGAACCUGGAGCAAGGUCCAUGAACAUCAGCAUCUGGGGUUUCACAGAAUCUUUCCUGACUCGCCAGUGGGUCUCCUACACCAUCGACUUCAAAGAUAUCCUGGAAAGGAACUGUGAAGAGAAGGACUAUACCAUAUGGCUGGCUCACUCCACAGACCCUGGAGAUUAUGGAGAUGGCUGCAUUUUAGGCUAUAAAGAACAGUUCCUACGGCUGCGCAAGUCAUCUGUCUGUCAGAAUGGCCGGGACUAUGUGGUGACCAAGCAGCCGUCCGUCUGUCUCUGCUCCCUGGAGGACUUCCUCUGUGAUUUUGGCUACUUCCGUCCAGAAAAUGACUCCAAGUGUGUGGAACAGCCAGAGCUGAAGGGCCAUGACCUGGAGUUUUGUCUGUAUGGCAAAGAAGAGCACCUGACAACAAAUGGGUACCGGAAAAUUCCAGGAGACAAAUGCCAGGGCGGAGUGAAUCCAGUUCGGGAAGUAAAAGACUUGAAAAAGAAAUGCACAAGCAACUUUUUGAAUCCAGAAAAGCAGGACUCCCGCUCACAGGGACACAACUUGUCCCAGAAUCCAGCUCCGUCUCCUCUUGGAAACACUGAAAACACACACUCCCUCUCUCCCACCCAGAUGCAGAACUCCAAGUCAAAUUCUGUCCCAAUUAUCCUGGCCACUGUGGGAUUGAUGAUAAUCACAGUUGUAGCAGGAGUGCUGAUUGUGAAGAAAUACGUCUGUGGGGGAAGGUUCCUGGUGCAUCGGUACUCGGUGCUGCAGCAGCAUGCUGAGGCCAAUGGAGUGGACGGUGUGGAUGCUUUGGACACAGCCUCCCGCACUAAUAAAAGUGGUUAUCAUGAUGACUCAGAUGAGGACCUCCUGGAAUAGGUCCUCAAAGGAGCUGGGACCGAGCAUGGAUGAUGGAAAUGCAGUACCUCUUACACUCCCUGUGGCUCCGACUUGGGGAAAUAAAUUUCCCAUUUCAAGAGACCCAGCUCCAUUUCUGCUGCUUCUGUCAAAGCCAGAAGGACCUCCACUAAAGAAAUGCAAGGGAGUGGGGUGGGGGCAGAACCCUAAACACUUACAGUUGGCUCUGAGAAGGGGGGGCAAUUUUUAAAUCUUUAACUUCUUAUUUCAAGUUCUGUCUUUUUUAAAAGUAUGGGCUUUUUUGGUUUUGUUUUUGUUUUCUAAGGGAAAUGAAAUGGAAUUUGAAGGGAACAGAUCACUAACUCCACUCCUGCAUGUUUUGCAUGGCACCUGCCCCAGGGCACCGCCAGCUCCAUCAACUCCCACAAAGUACUCGGUGCCGUCCCUAGGCUUUGCUGGUGACACGAAGCAGCUGCAGAGAUGAACACAAAGGCCAUGGUGACUAGCAUGACCUGGGCAGCCUUUCUGCAUCUGGGGACAGCCCUGCUCCAAGAUUGCUGCACACAAGCUCACACAGAUCCCCACCUUGUUUUCUUUUCAGGGACCAGAGAUCACAGUGAUUUAUCUUUUUCCUGUUUAAUUAGGCAAUACCCUUGUUAAUUGCCCAUUGGCAACUAACUUAACCAUGUGCUUCCAAGACACUAAAUCAGGAAAACUUAAAGGGCAGUAUUUUCAACUGGGGGCAGGAAGAAGGGAGCAGCAGAGAAUUGACUAGAUUUAGCACCUAUUAAAGGAGAAAUUCUUCCUUCUUCCGAGAUCUUUCAAGCCAUGCUUUGUGUGUGUGCCAGUGGACUUGCACAAGGACAGGGUUCAGGUUUACCCUGGAUGUUUGCCCAGGCCGAGUAAUCUCUGCUAGAAUUGAUGGUGGCAUGCCCAGUGCCGCCCCAGAGGACUGAACACUGUCUUCCAUGUGCCCUUCCACCUGCUGUGUUGGCUCAUUGGUGAAUCAUUUGAAUGGCUGCUUAUCUGCUUCCUCUUAGGUGGCUGUUGUACGGGCAGCGAGGACUAAACAUGUUUUCAGUUUAUAGACUUUAAAAAAAAAUCAGAAUUUUAUUACCAGGCUCUCUUCCUCACCCCUUUUCCCCAGGUUGCCAAGCAAUUUAUUGGCAUGAAACUUUUGGCUGAACCAACUGAAAAGACUUCCAGUAUAGGUGAUGUUUUGUGGGAUAAUACAUUAAGUUCAUGUUUUAAAUUUAAGGGAGUUUUCCAUUUGACAUUUUUUUCUAAUUAAAUCAAUUAUAGAAUGUAGCGAGGUGGAUUUUGGGGUGGCUAUAUAGUCAUGGAAAGCUGCAAUAAUUAGUUUUAUACAGCUUGAAUAUUUGCUACACAGGGAUAUAGUAUAGUAUGUCUUUGGUCUUAGCAUACCUACUGUGCUGGUCACGGUGUCUCCCAAUAAUUAUGAUUGGGACAUUUCUCUGGUAACUGCCAUUUUGCUGCUAGUUCAUUUUAUGGCCAGAAAGUCCAUAAAAAGUAAAUGUGCCAAAUUAACUUUUGUCUGAAUGCGUGAGCAGAUGGCUAAGUUCUCUCCUCACCAGAAUGGAAUAACAGCAGCAGGGAAAUGGGGGAGGGAGUAGACUGAGAAUUCUAGAGACUUGGAAACUGCAGUAAAAUCAAAUGAGUCAGGGAGCUUCAGUUAGAAACUAAUGUUAGGGAGGGCAGAUUUUGUGAAGAGAAUAUUUGUUAGAGCCAGAGAGCACUUGUCUUUUAGGAAAAGCUCAUUCAUUUUGCAUGGUUUUUAAAUGUAAAAUAAUUCCAAAGAUAAACCAGCUCACAAAGGAUGAAAUAUCACCUGUGCCCCAGACCCCUCACCUCCUGCCCAAAGUGAACUGGAUGCCCAGGAAAGCCCCACUUCACCUACAUCUCUCCCAGCAUGUGCUCACCCGCAUAGAAGUACUGAGAUGUGGUGAUUCUCAGUCUCUGAGAUCUAGGAAAGUUAAUAAUUCUUCUCUAACCAUAUAAGAGUAGGGCUCUUUAUUUAUAAUGAUACCUGGGGUUUCUAUAAAAAUUAGCAAUUUUCAGAGCAGUUUCACUUUCAUAAUGUCAUUGGAGCCUCACCACGUUCCUGUGAGAUUUUUCUCUUAAAGGUAGGGAUUGUAACCCUAUUUUUAGGAGAUGGACUGAGAUACAAAAAUUGAGUAAACUGCCACGGUCCCUGUGUGUCGUGAGCGAUGCUGGUUGGCCGCCUUCAGAACAAUUGAACUUUCUCUACAUGCAGUGCUCCGUCCCUAGAAUAAGGCUCCUUUCCUUACAGACCAGCUGUUCUGCGGGGCAGGAGUAAGUGGUAUUUCUUUCUGAGCGAUGUUUAGCACCCUUUGCUGCCUUGGUAAAAAUUUUAUUGUUUUUCAUGGCUAAAAACAAAAGUAAUGAUAACUUUGAAAAUGGGUUUAGAAACUGCCCCCCACCUGCGGGUCACAGUUCAAGAGUACAGGAAUGGACUCUCCACUGAUGAGUCCCUCUGCACUUUGUUUCCCAUCCAUGGCUGGCAAGCUGGUUUAGUUGGUUUGAGGACUGCUGACAAGGCUGGCUCAUUCCCUUUAUUGGCUAGUUAACAUUCUACAUCAACCUGCUCACUCAAGUGCAUGCCUUCAGCCAGUGAGUAAAACAGCCUACAUCCAUGAUUUUGUCUAAAGAAUAAAGAUCUCUAUCCCUCUGAUGUUAUGUUAGGAGCAUUAUCUUCGAAAGAAAAGCAUAGCAUAUAAUUGUGUAAAGUCCCGUGCUUGAUAGUAGCAGGUGAUUUCUGGUGGUUUCAACAAUAGAAUUUAGCAUCACAAAAUAGGUUGGACAUAUCAGACUGUCCCAAGUGGGCUGAGCUCUGAAUGCAGGUGGAGAACUUGCCAUCUUUCUUGCUCUAUGGACAGAUGUCUUAGACCUGAGGGGGCACUUUUGGUUUUCAGUGAGACCAGACACCAGGGAUACAUACAUCUAAUUGAAAGGAAACACACUUAGAAGAAUAAAAGUGUUUAGAGCGUGUGGCAGUUCUAGGCUGGGCGCAGAUUCAGUAGAUCAGCUAUAACUGAAACUUAGAAUUGGCCAUCUGCCUCUGAAUAGGUGUGUGUCUCUCUCACUCUUAGCUUUGCCUCUGGACCUCUACAUGCCCAAGCUGGCCUUUCAGCCCCGACAGAUUAGUAAUGUGCUGGCCACCUCCCGCUCCUGCUGCUUUUCCCACCGCCUUUGUCACGACACUGGGAUACAGAGAGGAGUGCCAGGUUGUCCACACCCAACCCAGGUGGGAGGGAUGGCCUGGGUUUUGUCAUUUCCUUCAUUUCCAGACAUGUCAUCCAGGCAGAAAUUCCCGCUUUCCUUUUGGGAGAGCUCUAAAGCACCCUGCCCCGAUGUGCAGUGGCUAACACUCAUUCUGCUCAAUGUCGGCACAGCCCCCUCAUCCCACGUGAAGCCUGGAUACUUGGAACUGCUCAAAUAGGAAUUCAGUUUUUCAACUUUGCUAUACUACCUUUCCUCAGGCAGGAAAAUAAACAGGACUUAAAUGUCUUUUGAACAAAACCAAAGUUUUAAGAUUCACCAUGUGACGGCAGUGAGAGGGAGGGCCAGACUUUCAGCACUGGCUCUCAGCAGGUGCCAGGCUUUCCGUUCCACCUGCCACCAUCUGCCCAGCUCAGACAGCCCUGGGAGCACCAUCCUGCCCUAGCAGAGCCCAGGCUUGCCCUCAUGGAGGAUAAUUGAAAUAGCAGGGGCAUAUUGAUUUCCUGGUUACAUCACAUUAUAACAAGAAUCAGAACAUGAAUUUGAAAUUGUCUUCAACUUGCUGUAUGCAUUUUUUCACACCAGUACAUUCUUAAGCUUUCUUGUUUAUAGAGAAUAACAUAAACUAAUCUGUACCUUUAUACAUAUGUACAUAUAUACAUGUAUAAACUGUAUAGUGUACAUGCUAAUGAUUUAUUGAUAUGUUCCAAACCUUUACUGCAGUUCUCAGCCUCUGCAUGCCCUCAGUUUGUGGUCAGGUAAUGAAUGUUCCCUGAUGAUUCUGCCCGCCUCCUGUGUUUGGAUGUCUAGGGAAGAGGGUUUUGCUCAUACCCUCCUUGUCCUCGUGCACAGAAAUGCUCAGGGUCCCCUUGUGCCUGUUGUUCAACCCUCUCUUGUCUCUUGUUCCCUUUCUGAGCAUGUGGUCUCUUCCUGUUCUGUAUCUUCUCUGCCUCUUUCCCAAGUUGUGGGACAGCCACCUUCCUACUCAAGUGUAAAGCAGUAUUAAGAUCAUUACUGCAUGUGCGCUUAAAAAAACAAAACAAAACUGUUUUCUGUUCCCUUGGGACAGGAAAUUGCAUGUGAGGUGGGUUAAUCAAGUCUCAAUGACCCAUGUCAGUUACACAACAAAACCAGACCGCCCAUAAUAAAAUUCCACAAAAUGGAAAUAAAACUCAAAUUUCUUUAGCAUUGUGUAAAUAAAUCUGGAUGUGUUUAACUUUG